AUGAACAUCGACACAUCGGGAUUCGACGGCGGACUGGGUCUCGACUUCCUCCCUCCUGUCAUCGAAGACAAGCCAGCGGCGAGCUCGUCCUCUCAGACGGCCAAGCCCAGAGCAACCACAGAUGGGGCUCGAAAUGCUCCCGCUCCUCCCACAGCCACCGCUCGAGCUUCUGCUCCUGCCGCCGCUCCUACCGCCGCUUUUCCAGCGAAAGAUAAGGUCCAGGAGGCGGCAGUAGGCUCCAAGACUCCUGAGAAAGCAGCGUCAAAACCUGUCACUGGGACAGCUGAAGCGUCCCCGGCGAGAUCGGCUUCAACGGCUGAAAAUGCAUCGGCAGCAGCAGGAGGAGGAGGCUCAGCAGCAGGGAAUUUGGUGAAGGGAAAGGAAGCAGAGGCGAAGUCGGCAGUGGGUGGAGGUGCGAAACCGGAGGGUAAGCUUGGAGCGAAGAAGCUGGGAGCUAGCAAGUUGACUCGGCCCCUGCGGCCUACUCUUAAGAGUACUGCCUCUUCUGCUGCACCUGCUGCCGCUACUGAUACUGCUGCUGCUUCUGCAAUCGGGUCACAAGGGGCUGCGGCCGCUGAGGCCGUGGCUGAUGGUAAAGUCAGUGAGGGGAAGGACGAAGUGGUAAAGGAGGAGGAGAAGGUGGAGAAGGAGAAGAAAGCGGAGAAGAAACCGACCAAGAUAGUGAAGCUCGUCAAAGGGAAGCUGACCAAGCCACAGGCUGAGGCCGAAGCAGCAGCAACAGCAGGAGCAGGCGGUGAGUCUACCUUAGUGCCAUCUGCAGCUGCACCUAUCGUCUCACCAGCCUUGGAUACCCCAUCUGUGAUUGCAGCAGGAGACGCAGCAGCAGCGCCAGUGGCUUCACCAGGAGUUGACGCUUCUGUCCAGAUUGCCUCAUCAGCAGCGGUAGCAAACCAGGAGGUGUCAAGCGGUGCUGUGGAUGGGGCAGGUGUCGUUGCGAAGGUAGAAGAGGGCGAGGAGGGAGGAGCAGGGUGGGCGAUAGACGAGGUGUUACCUGGUAACCAGGCCACGGUUCCUGCCAGUCCUCGUCUGGGCGACAAGCCGGAUGCUGAAUCAGCAACCUCUGCCCCCGAGCCUGUUGCUGCAGCUACGGCUGAAGCUGUUGCCGAAUCGGAGGUUGAGGAAGAGCCCAAACCUACACCAGGUUCGGCAGAAGGCGAAGCUGUUGCAGGAAUGGGAGCGUUUCAGGCAGAGGAAGGGGAGGGGUGGGCGGCAGUAAUUGAAGAAGAAGAUAUUGUAACGAAUGGGGGAGAAGCAGCUUUCCCUGGUACAGAUGCUGGAUCGAGAGAUGGCUUUAAGAAGUCAGAGGACGCUGCAGCAGGGGAUGACGCUGCAGGUGCUGCUGGUUCUGCCGCGGGUGUAUCUGCAGACAGUGCUGCUGUUGAUGCUGGUGCUGGGGCAGGUACUGGGGCAGGUGAUGACGGUGCCUCAGCUGCUGUGGCAGCAGCUAAUGCUUCGUCCACGCCUCUGCCGUUCAGCGGGUUUGAAGCAGCCUCAGAGGCCGUUUUCAGCAUAGAUGAUGGGGAAGGGGACGGGGAGGAGGACGGGGAGGGUGCCCCUGCGCCAUCCCCUGUCAAACCCUCCCUGUCACCACCAGUUAGGUCACCAGUCCAGUCGCCAGUCAAGUCACCAGUCAAACCACCUGUCAGAUGGGCUGCUUCGGAAGUCGAGGCAGCAGCAGGUGACGAAGCAGCUGCAGAAAGGGAGCCCGCAGUUGACAGCGGUGCUGCUGCUUCUGAAGGAGGCGAACACGGCUGUGAAGCUGCUGUGCAGACGAGUGAAGAGGAGACAAGGUCUUUGAAUCAGGAAUCAGGGGCAGAGGAGGAGAAAGUGGUAACGCAGAUUGAUGUAGAAGCGGAGGCAGAUUCGGGGGAGGCAGAUUCAGGGGAGGUGGGCUUAGGGAAGGUAGACCCAGGGAAGACACAUGCAGGGGAGGGGGCAGAUGUGCCGUCCGAAGAAAGACUCGUGCCUGCUGCUCCAGCUGCUGCUGAAGGUGCUGAAGCUGCCGCAGCAGCAGCUGCUGCUGAAACUGCUACCGCUGUUGCUGCUGAAGCUGCUGCUGCUCAAGAGGGAGUGGAAGGAGCGUGGGGAGAACGAGGGCGCUCUGCUGCUGGGAAUGGCCUUGUGAACGAGCAGCAUCCAGUGAGUCCAUUUGAGAAAAUGGGUGCAGCAGAGAAAGCGGGUGCAGCUGGUACGGAUGGGAAUGGAUGGGCUGUGGGCAGCGGUAGGGCUGAGGAGGAGGCGGUUCCUGCUGGUGAUGCUCCUGGGGAGGAGGUGGCGCCUGGGGUGGUGGUCAAUGGGGAGGGUGUACAAGGCACAGCAGGUGCAGGGGCAGGGGAAGCAGCAGCAGGCGCGGUUGCCUUACUGGAUGCAGCAGCGGCAGAGAUGGUGGGAAGCAAUACAGCAGCAUCGGUUGAGGCUGGUUCUGCUGCUGCUGCUGCUGCUGCUGCUGCUGCUGUGUCUGUGGCUGAGAAUAUUUCAGACGCUGGUGCAACGGAGGCAAGGGGAGCGAAUGAGAGUGAAGGUUCCGACGGAGCAGCAGCAGCAGCAGCAGAGGCAGCAGAGGCAGUGCCUGCUGAAAAACCGCCACCAGAAGCUGCUGCUGCAGAAAAAGGUUCUUCCGUUGAACAGGCAGCGACUGUCGCAGCAGUAGCAGCAGAAGGGGAAGCGCUGUCUGCUGAAACGGCAACAGCAGCAGCAGCAGCAGUGGCAGCAGCAGAAGCCCUAUCCACAGAGAAGGCAUCAUCAGCUGCAGCGGCAGCAGUGGCAGAGGCUCUCUCGUCCGAGCUUCAAGCGGAGUUGGUGAGAGUGAAGAUGGAGCUGGCAACCAUGGAGAGUGCCCUGCAGAAUGCGGGCAAGCAGGCACAGACCAAGGCGGACGAACUGGCGAGAGCCAUGACUGUGAAUGAUGAGCUUCGGGCCGAGCUGGAGGACUGGAAGGCAAAAAAGAACAAUGACGCGGAACUAGAAGCCCUACGGGAGGAGUACCAGCACCGACUGGGGGCAGCUGAAAGAAAGGUGUAUGCGCUGACCAAGGAGCGGGACAUGCUGCGGCGGGAGCAGAGCCGCAAGGCGGACACAUCGACGCUGCUGAAGGAGAAGGAUGAGAUUAUUCGGCAGGUCAUGGCUGAAGGCGAGGAACUUUCCAAGAAGCAGGCUGCGCAGGAAGGGGCCAUGAAGAAGCUCCGCACUCAGCUCCGGGAGAUGGAGGAGGAGAGGACCCGGCUACAAAAUCGGCUGCAGGUGGAGGAGGCUCGAGUGGAGAGCAUCAAGAAAGACAAAGCCGCCACCGAAAAGGCCCUCCAAGACGCAGUAGAGCGCGGGCAGGCAGACCUCGCCGCCCAAAAAGACUUCUACGUUUCUGCCCUUUCAGCUGCCCGGGAGGCGCAGGCAGCAGCCGAGGCGCGGGCGGACAGCGAGGCAAAGGCGGAGGCGGAGAGAAAGUUGAAGGAGGCGGGGGAGAGGGAGAGGGCGCUGGUGAUGACUGUGGAGGAGCUCAGACAGGCUCUCACAAGGAGCGAGCAGCAGGCAGGGUUUCGAGAGCAGAUGCUGCGGCGGGAUCUUGAGGAUAUGGAGAAGCGAUGCCAGGCAGCGGAGGCUCGGCACGAGGAGCUGGUGGCUCGGAUACCAGAGUCGACCCGCCCGCUGCUGCGGCAGAUAGAGGCGAUGCAGGAGUCGGCCAACACGCGCAUGGAGGCCCUCUCAGGGGUGGAGCGGGCGCUGAACGCCCGACUGCAGGAGGCAGAGGCGAAAGCGGCAGUGGCGGAGGAGAGGGAGCGGGUGACGAGCGAGCGGCUGAACCAAACUCUCUCCCGCCUAGCAGUCAUGGAAGCCCAGCUCUCCUGCCUGCGCGCCGAGCACUCCCAGCUCUCCCGCUCCCUCGACAAGGAGCGCCAGCGGGCGGCAGAGAACAGGACGGAGUAUCUGAGUGCGCAGGAGGUGAAGGUUGCAGCGGAAGGGCGGGUGAAAGUGGUGGAGGAGGAGUUGAGGGAGGUGAAGGGGCGGUGGCGGAAAGAAGUGCAGGAGGAACGGCAGCGGAGGGAGCUGGUUGAACAGGAGUUGGAGAGCGAGCGGGCAUCCAUGGCGGAGCACGAGAGGAAGAUUCGGGCAGAGGGACGGGCUGCAGCAGAGAAGGCACUUGUCGCAGCGCAUGCAGCAGCGGGUUCCUCGUACCCUGAGCUCUCAGGUGAGUUGUGCCUGCCAGCCAGCUCCUGGGUCAACCUUACCCGCCUGCCCACUGGUCGCUGUCCAUCAAGCCUUGAAACGAUUCCCCAGCAGCAGCAGUGCCAUCGAGGAGGCAACAGCCUCGGGCAUCCUCGCUUGUUCUCUAACACCUCCACGCAUCCCUCUUCACCCCUCUCCACCCCUCUCUUCCAUCCAGUGCGCCAGUCCCUCCGCCGGGUCCCCAGCAGCAGCAGCGCAGACAGCAGCACCAUCGAGGAGGCAACAGCGUCGGGCAUCCUCGCGGCUUCGCUGCUCCCUGGAGGCUCCUCCUCCCACUCCGACCUCCUCUCAGGAGCGAUAAUCGAUGGCUCAACCCCUUUGCUUCCUGCACCCUGCCCUCCCCCUGCCUCCUGCUCCCUCCGCACCCCUCUCCACCCCUCUCCACCGUCUCCUUGCUGUGCAGUCCGCCAGUCGCUGCGUCGGGUCCCCAGCAGCAGCAGCGCGGGCAGCAGCGCCAUCGAGGAGGCAACAGCGUCGGGCAUCCUCGCGGCCUCGCUGCUCCCUGGAGGCUCCUCCUCCCACUCCGACCUCCUCUCAGGAGCGAUAAUCGAUGGCUCAACCCCUUUGCUUCCUGCACCCUGCCCUCCCCCUGCCUCCUGCUCCCUCCGCACCCCUCUCCACCCCUCUCCACCGUCUCCUUGCUGUGCAGUCCGCCAGUCGCUGCGUCGGGUCCCCAGCAGCAGCAGCGCGGGCAGCAGCGCCAUCGAGGAGGCAACAGCGUCGGGCAUCCUCGCGGCCUCGCUGCUCCCUGGAGGCUCCUCCUCCCACUCCGACCUCCUCUCAGGGGCGAUUAUCGGCGGCACCAGCAGCAGCGGCGGCGGGGGGGGCGGGGGGUUUGGGAUGCUUGGUGCCAGUUCUUCUAUGGGGGCGUUGGGGGGAGGAAUGGGGACGCCUGUGGGGAUGGGGUAUGGAGGGGCGAGUGGUGGAGGUCUGCUGAGGCCCAGUGCUGCGAAUGCUGCGACUGUGGAGCAUUUGGAGUCGCUGCUGAGACAGAAGGAUGGAGAAAUCGCCACGCACACCGCGAGGCUGGCCGCACUGGAAAGCACGCGGGAUUCGCUGGCUGAAGAGCUGGUUAAGACCACAACACAGUGUGAGAGCCUGCGGAGUGAGGUGACUCAGCUGCCUGGACUCAAGGCAGAGCUGGAGGCCAUCAGGAGGCGGCAUGCUUCUGCUCUGGAGCUGAUGGGGGAGAGAGACGAGCAGGUGGAGGAGCUGAGGGCCGACCUGAUGGAUGUGAAGCAGAUGUAUCGCGAGCAGAUUGACAUGCUGGUUGAUCAGAUUCAGAAGCUUGGGAAGGAGAUGCAUGGGGGCAGCUAA
Messenger RNA from Closterium sp. Naga37s-1, 5559 nucleotides. The record is from the annotation of a GenBank genome assembly. NCBI's taxonomy places the organism in Eukaryota, Viridiplantae, Streptophyta, Zygnematophyceae, Desmidiales, Closteriaceae.